AUGUGCGCUCGGGUGGCGGGGCGCGCGGCAGCGGCCCCCGGGGUGUCCUGCGGCCCCUGGCUCUGCCUCCUGGUGGCCCUCGCCCUGGACGUCGUGAGAGUGGGCUGUGACCAGGACCCCCUGAACUCCGUCUACCUGCCAGCAGCCCUGGAGCUCCUGGAUGCCCCUGAGCACUUCCGCGUGCAGCAGGUGGGCCGCUACCCACCGGCCAACUCCUCUUUGGGCUCCCGAUCUGAGACCUUUCUGCUCCUGCAGCCCUGGCCUAGGGCCCAGCCGCUCCUCCGGGUCUCCUACCCACCCUUCGCCACUCAGCAGGUGGUCCCUCCCCGGGUCACUGAACCCCACCAGCAGCCAGUCCCGUGGGACGUGCGGGCCGUGUCGGUGGAAGCAGCCGUGACUCCAGCAGAGCCCCACGCCCGCGUCCUCUUCCAUCUCAAAGGGCAGGAUUGGCCGCCGGGGCCUGGCAGCCUGCCCUGUGCUCGGCUCCACGCCAGGCACCCUGCAGGCACUGCUCACAAAGCCUGCCACUUCCAGGUGAAUCCAACCCAUGGCUUGGUACCCACCUUGACACACUGGACUUAUGUCCUGUCCCCUAGGAUCAAGGUGAAGAAGGGGCUGCACGUGAUGGCCGCACGCCCAACCCAGCCCACACUCUGGACUGCCAAGCUGGACCGCUUCAAGAGUUCAAAGCACCACACCACUCUCAUCACCUGCCACCGUACUGGGUCCUCAGGGCCAGACUCCAGACCCCUUGAACUGUCCGAGUUCCUGUGGGUGGACUUUGCGGUGGAGAAUGGCACUGGUGGGGGCGUGGCAGUCACUCGCCCCGUCACUUGGCAGCUGGAGUACCCCGGCCAGGCCCCCGAGGCAGAGAAGGACAAAAUGGUAUGGGAGAUCCUGGUGUCGGAGCGGGACAUAAGAGCCCUUGUCCCACUGGCCAAGGCAGAGGAGCUGGUGAAUACUGCACCACUGACCGGAAUACCCCGGCGUGUCCCUGUGCGCCUUGUCACCGUGGACAGCGGGGGGGCCCUGGUGGAGGUGACGGAGCACAUCGGCUGUGAGUCUGCCAACACACAGGUCCUGCAGGUGUCUGAAACCUGUGAUGCUGUGUUCGUGGCUGGCAAGGAGAGCCGGGGUGCUCGGGGGGUUCGAGUAGACUUCUGGUGGCGCCGGCUACGGGCCUCACUGCGGCUGACGGUGUGGGCACCGCUGCUGCCCCUGCACAUUGAGCUGACCGAUACCACCCUGGAGCAGGUCCGCGGCUGGAGGGCCCCCGGCCCAACUGAGGGGGCCGCGGAACCCGAGUCUGCCGGUGGGGCGGAGGAAGCGGAACGGCGCGCCCGCGGCUGCCGCUUGCAGUACCAGCGCGCCGGUGUGCGCUUCCUCGCCCACUUCGCGGCGCACCCGCUGGAUGGCGGCCGCCGCCUCACCCACCUGCUUGGCCCUGACUGGUUGCUGGACGUGUCCCACCUUGUGGCGCCGCACGCCCGCGUGCAGGACCCGCGCAUAGCCUCCCUGGAGGGCGGCAGCGUCCUGGUGGGCCGGGAGCCGGGCGUCACCUCCAUCGAGGUGCGUUCCCCACUGUCUGACUCCAUCCUGGGGGAGCAGGCACUGGCUGUGACGGAUGACAAGGUCUCAGUACUGGAGCUGCGGGUGCAGCCAGUGAUGGGCAUCUCGCUGGCCCUGAGCUGGGGUGCUGCCCACCCCGGGGAGGUCACAGCCACGUGCUGGGCACAGUCAGCCCUCCCUGCCCCAAAGCAGGAGGUGGCCCUCUCCCUGUGGCUGUCCUUCUCAGACCACACCCAGGCCCCCGCUGAGCUCUAUGACCGCAGUGACCUGGGACUGUCUGUCUCGGCUGAGGAGCCCGGCGCUGUCCUGCCAACUGAGGAGCGGGGUGCCCAGCUUGGGGUGGUGGUGAGUGGGGCGGGUGCCGAGGGUCUGCCCCUCCAUGUGGCUCUGCACCCAGCUGAGCCCUGCCGCCGGGGCCGCCACCGAGUGCCCCUGGCCUCUGGCACUGCCUGGCUGGGGCUGCCCCCUGCCCCCACCCCAGCCCCUGCCCUCCCAUCCAGCCCUGCCCAGAGCCCACCGGCCACGGAGGCCAGCUUGGGUGGUGGACGGCGGGUGGCAGGCAGUGUGGGGGGCAGUGGGGGUGUGAGGGGCAAGUUUGAGCGGGCAGAGGAGGAGGCUGGGAAGGAGGAGGCCGAGGCCAGGGAAGAGGAAGAGGAGGAGGAGGAGAUGGUACCUGCCCCUCAGCGGGUCACCGAUCUGGAGCUGGGCAUGUAUGCCCUGCUGGGCAUCUUUUGUCUGGCCAUCCUUAUCUUCCUGGUCAAUGGUAUGGUCUUCGUGCUGCGCUACCAGCGCAAGGAGCCUCCUGACAGCGCCACCGACCCUGCCUCCCCUCAGCCCCACAACUGGGUCUGGCUGGGCACUGACCAGGAGGAACUGAGCCGCCAGCUGGACCGGCGGUCCCCUGGCCUGGCCAAGGGGGAGGGGGGCUGUCCCUGCGAGAGCGGGGGAGGAGAAGAGGCCCCAGCCCUGGCCCCCGGCCCCGCCGGGGACACCACCAGCUCUUCCAGCACUCUGGCCCGAAAGGAAGCCGGGGGGCGGCGGAAGCGUGUCGAGUUUGUGACAUUUGCGCCAGUCCCCCCAGCCCAGCUGCCUGAGGAGCCCACAGGGGCCCCUGCUGUGCAGUCCAUCUUGGUAGCAGGCGAGGAGGACAUCCGCUGGGUGUGUGAGGACAUGGGGCUGAAGGACCCAGAGGAGCUGCGCAACUAUAUGGAAAGGAUUCGCGGCAGCUCCUGACCCCACCCCCACUGCCUGGCCCAGCGUCAUUGUGGUUGAUGUAGGGCCAGCACCCGGGCAGCAGGCAGGGUCCCCCAAGCCUCCUGCCUGCCUCUCCUGCUCAUCCUCUGGUGCUUGUUGAUCCAAGUCCCCUGCCUGGUCCUCUCACAAGGACUACCACCUAGGCCCCCUGUGCCCUGCCCCUUGUCCUCGACCAUGGUCGUGAGGAAGGGCUCGCGCCCCUUAUUUAUGGGAAACAUUUCAUUCUUUGUUGGGUACAGAAUAAAGCGAGAAGGAAAUCA
Molecule: messenger RNA, 3083 nt
Organism: Trichechus manatus latirostris (Florida manatee)
Lineage: Eukaryota; Metazoa; Chordata; Mammalia; Sirenia; Trichechidae
Gene: TMEM132A
Product: transmembrane protein 132A
Exons: 10
Coding region: 1-2802 (933 amino acids)
Cellular component (GO): endoplasmic reticulum
Source: RefSeq, a predicted model, not a curated record